Molecule: messenger RNA, 9721 nt
Organism: Dromaius novaehollandiae (emu)
Lineage: Eukaryota; Metazoa; Chordata; Aves; Casuariiformes; Dromaiidae
Gene: DAB2IP
Product: DAB2 interacting protein
Exons: 16
Coding region: 548-4114 (1188 amino acids)
Biological process (GO): regulation of GTPase activity
Source: RefSeq, a predicted model, not a curated record
GUCUUUCAUAGCUAUCUCCUGCUGCAAACCAAGCUGCCUGAAACUACCUCUCUGAAGUGAUCUGAAGGCUGGGGCAGGCAGAAACUAGCCAGCACCCUAAGGCUACCCAGAAAGUCUCGUGCAGCGAGCUCUUUACUUUUUCCGGUACACUUUGGUCAGAUGUUGCUGUCCAGUGGAGACGAUCCAGUCCAGGAUUUCUUCCAGCCUUUUCUUCAUGUUUCAAGAGCCCAGGCCAACUCUGGCUUCCUAUUCCAACUCCAGCAGGCUUAUCUUUUUUGGGGCAGGAAUUGUUAGUACAGUUUAUCUUGCUCGCUGCAAGUCCUCCCUCUGCUGAGACAUGUACUCUGGUGCCGCGUUCUUUUUUUUCCCCUCUUUUUAAUGUUUUUUUUUUCUUGUUGUUGUUUUUCUUUUUAAAUGUAUAAAGUGAAGAAUUCCUCUUCCCCCCCUCCCCCUUUCCACUCCAAAGAACCAACCUCCUGUUAAUUAAACGCUGGAACUGUUGCUACUUUGCCAGAGGGGGAGAGUGAACCUGUGCCUGCAUGUGUGUAUGUGUAAAAUAGAUACAAAAAUGUCAAUGAACAGCAGGAAAAGUUCUGGGAGACCGUCUUACUACUAUCGACUGCUCCGGAGGUCACGACUUCAGAGACAGCGAAGCAGAUCCCGGAGCCGGAACAGGCCGCUUAGUAGGGAGUCCCCCCCGGAGAGGUGUGGGCAGAGGCGCAGUAUGCCCAGCGGGGUCACUGAGAAGAACCCCACCAUGGAGCCCGCUGCCACAACGCCGUUCCGGGUCACGGGGUUCCUCAGCCGUCGGCUUAAAGGCUCCAUCAAAAGGACAAAGAGCCAACCGAAGCUUGAUAGGAACAGCAGCUUCCGGCACGUUUUACCUGGCUUCAGAAGUGUGGACAAUGAAAGAUCCCAUCUAAUGCCGAGGCUGAAAGAAUCGCGCUCCCACGAGUCUUUGCUCAGUCCCAGUAGCGCUGUCGAGGCCCUGGAUCUCAGUAUGGAGGAAGAAGUGAUCAUCAAGCCGGUCCACAGCAGCAUCCUGGGACAGGACUAUUGCUUUGAGGUGACGACUUCAUCAGGAAGUAAGUGCUUCUCAUGUCGUUCUGCAGCGGAGCGAGAUAAAUGGAUGGAAAACUUGCGGCGUGCCGUGCACCCAAAUAAGGACAACAGCAGAAGGGUAGAGAAUAUGUUAAAGUUAUGGAUUAUUGAAGCCAAGGACCUGCCAGCUAAGAAAAAGUACUUGUGUGAAUUAUGCCUGGAUGACGUUCUUUAUGCACGAACUACCUGUAAAUUGAAAACUGAUAACGUCUUUUGGGGGGAGCACUUUGAAUUUAAUAACCUCCCAUCACUCAAAAACAUUACGGUGCACUUAUACAAAGAGACUGACAAGAAGAAAAAGAAAGACAAGACCAACUUCAUUGGACAAGUGAACAUCCCUGUCGGCUCCGUCACGGGCCGGCAGUUCGUAGAGAAAUGGUACCCUGUGGUCAGCCCCAACCCCAGCAAGGGCAAAUCCCCAGGGCCCAUGAUCCGCAUCAAGUCGCGCUACCAGAGCAUGAGCAUUCUUCCCAUGGAGAUGUACAAAGAGUUUGCCGAGUACAUCACCAACAACUACAUGGUGCUGUGCUCGGUGCUGGAGCCCUCGCUGAGCGUGAAGAACAAGGAGGAGAUGGCCUCCGCGUUGGUGCACAUCCUGCAGAGCACAGGCAAGGCCAAGGAUUUCUUGACUGACCUGAUGAUGUCUGAAGUUGAUCGCUGUGGUGAGAAUGAGCAUCUCAUUUUCAGGGAGAAUACACUGGCCACCAAAGCAAUCGAAGAAUACCUGAAGUUGGUGGGGCAGAAAUACUUGCAAGAUGCCUUAGGGGAGUUUAUCAAGGCUCUGUAUGAAUCAGAUGAAAACUGUGAGGUGGAUCCCAAUAAGUGUUCAUCUUCGGACCUUCCUGAACAUCAGAGCAACCUGAAAAUGUGUUGCGAGCUGGCCUUCUGCAAAAUCAUCAACUCUUACUGUGUCUUCCCAAGGGAGCUCAAAGAAGUUUUUGCCUCAUGGAGACAAGAAUGCAGCAAUCGUGGCCGCCCAGACAUCAGUGAGCGUCUGAUCAGUGCCUCCUUAUUCCUCCGAUUCCUCUGUCCAGCCAUCAUGUCCCCUUCUCUCUUCAGUCUCCUCCAGGAGUACCCGGACGACCGCACUGCACGCACUUUGACCCUUAUUGCCAAGGUCACCCAGAACCUCGCCAACUUUGCCAAGUUUGGCAGCAAAGAGGAAUAUAUGUCCUUUAUGAAUCAGUUUCUGGAACAUGAAUGGACUAACAUGCAGAGAUUUCUGUUGGAGAUUUCCAAUCCGGAAACCAUCUCAAACACAGCUGGCUUUGAAGGCUACAUUGACCUGGGCCGGGAACUCUCCACUUUGCACUCAUUACUCUGGGAAGUCAUUUCUCAGCUGGAGCAGGGCAUUGCAACAAAACUUGGGCCUCUGCCUCGGAUUCUGAGGGAUGUCAACUCAGCGCUCAGUAACCCGGCCUGCGUGCAGGUCUCGGUCACGGCUGAUCACACUGCCUCCACUCCUAAUGCCGGCAACAGCAUCUCUGCUGGGCUACAGAAAAUGGUGAUAGAGAAUGACUUAUCUGGUCUGAUAGAUUUCACACGGUUACCAUCUCCAACCCCUGAAAACAAGGACUUGUUUUUUGUCACAAGGUCUGCUGGGGCUCAACCCUCACCUGCCCGAAGCUCCAGUUACUCAGAGGCCAAUGAGCCCGACGUGCAGAUGUCUAAUGGCAGCAAGAGUUUGUCCAUGGUGGACUUGCAGGACAAUCGGCUCUUGGACAGUGGAGCAAACGCACCUGGCACUGCUGACUCCCUCAAUGACAGUCAGUCAUCCCUCGGGCAGCUGCAGGGCGUAUGGACCACACGGACGCAGCAGAACAGCGUGACAGGCAUGGCCACCGUGCGCCGGGUCGGCCAGACCCCCACCACGCCGAGCGGCGAGAGCGCUCCCGGCCGGCCCCAGCUCCUGGCACCCCUGUCCUUCCAGAACCCCGUGUACCAGAUGGCAGCCGGGCUGCCGCUCUCACCCCGCGGUCUGGGCGACUCCGGCUCCGAGUGCCACAGCUCGCUCAGCUCCCACAGCAACAGCGAGGAGCUGACAGCCAACAAGCACGGCUUUGCCGCUCCUGCCGGCAGCGAGGACUUCACCCGCCGGACAGGGGAGCUGGCCCGCCGACAGCUCUCGCUGACGGAGAAGGGCGGCCAGCCCACCAUGCCACGGCAGAACAGCGCAGGACCGCAGAGGCGGAUAGACCAGCCGCCACCUCCGCCUCCGCCCGUUACCCGGGGAAGGACGCCACCCUCCCUGCUGAACACGGUUCAGUACCAGAGACCCUCCAGCGGCAGCAUGAUGUCCUCCUCGCCUGACUGGCCUGGCAGCGGGGCCCGCCUCAGGCAGCAGUCUUCCUCCUCCAAGGGUGACAGCCCUGAGAUGAAGCAGCGUACGAUGCACAAACAGGCCCCUUCUCCUGUGAACCCCAAUGCCCUGGACCGCACUGCUGCUUGGCUUUUGAAUAUGAACAUGCAGUUUUUAGAAGAUGAAAGCAUUGACCCAGAUUCCAAGCACAGGGAUAAGCUCAGGAAUAAGGACGAGCUCAGCCAAGCAGAAAAGUAUCAGCAGGAUCUAGUAGUGCUGCAGGACAAGCUUCGCAUCUCCAACAAGAAGCUGGAGGAGUACGAGACACGCUUCAAAUGCCAGGAGGAGACAACGCAGAAGCUGAUGCUAGAGUACCAGGCCAGGCUUGAGGAGAGUGAAGAGCGGCUCCGGAGACAGCAGGAGGAUAAGGAGAUCCAGAUGAAGGGCAUCAUCAGCAGACUGAUGUCAGUUGAGGAAGAAUUAAAGAAAGACCAUGCAGAAAUGCAGGCUGCUGUGGAUUCCAAACAGAAGAUUAUUGAUGCACAGGAGAAACGCAUUGCUUCACUGGAUGCUGCCAACGCACGGCUAAUGAGUGCCCUUACUCAGCUGAAAGAGAGGUACAGCAUGCAGACACGUAAUGGGAUCUCCCCCACAAACCCAACUAAAUUGCAGAUUACAGAGAAUGGAGAAUUCAGAAACAGCAGUAAUUGUUAACCCAUGGAGGGCGCUGCCGCAGGAGAGGAGGCCUGGCCAGACAGACCGUGCAGCAGCAGGUGUGAGCCCCGGCUUCAAAGAACGGCUGCUCUCUCUCUCCCCCCCUCCCAGAGAAACCAGCUCCUUACUGCGGACGGCGCACUUGACUGAGCCUUUGUGGGAGAUGCUAAUGCCAGCACAUUGAGGGGACGAAAAGACCGAGUGUGAGAUGAGUGGCAUAAGGAAAUACCAUAUAUCUGAGAAUUGCUGUCACUGUUGGAUUUAAAUCAGUGUUUAAUGUUUAAACAAAGUAACCUUUUCCUUCCAAACUGCCCAAAGGAUAUGCCGCAACCCUCCCGGCAAGGAAUAAUGCCCUUGUCACUGCAGUAAGCAAAAUAAAGGGAGCUGGGCAGAGCCGGUGGCAGGCAAGGCCCAGUCAGUCUAAUUAAAGUGUGUUCGAUAGGUAGGUUGCUGGCAAUAACAGCUCAGGGGAGGAUGAGAAUGUAUUGCUGGGACAGCGUCUCAGCGUCGCCCCAGCGGCAGCUGAGUGCUGCUGUACAUAGCUGUGCUAGGGACUGGCAGGAGAGCUCGACCACCCCGCCUGUGACUCCGCUGGAGCACAGCCCUCACUCCUCAAAGCAAACCCUGAGCCCAGGAAUCUUUUCUUACCUGGCUUUCCUGAGGCCACUCUGACAUUUACAGCAUGCGAUUAUCAGCAGGGCAUUUACACAGCUAAUUAGUGUUUAAUUAACAGGGGGCACAGUCCAGAUGAGAGGUCAGGGCUCACUCUGUGCAGUGUGGUAGCCAAAGAGGAGUUGCACGGAGAGCCAUGGUGUCAGGGCACUGCAGACGGUUCUGACUAGUACUGCUGAGGCUCCUCUCUCUGGUGGUCACUUGGCAGCCAAGGGCAGCAGAGCACGCUCAAGGCCACUGCAGCAAGUGGAGGGGAGCUGACAUCUGGUGAGCAGCUUCUCGAGUCCUCUCUUUUGCUUCUUUUCUCUCACGAAUAAUGGGGAAAGGAAGGGCAGUAAUUCCAGCACAUUGUGCCCCCUACAUGUCUAGCUAUUGAAUAAAGUAAAUAUUGCCUGAGCUUGGCCUCUGAGCUGUGAAUGAGGCACAGGGGCUGGAUUUCAUGGUGGUCAUUGUUGCAGAGGGGGAGUGAAGGGCUAUGUGGAAAGGCCAGCUCCUUGCUUAAUAAAGGGUUCAUUAUGGGGAUGUAAUGCUCUGUGUAGAGAUUUUUUUUUAACUAAUUCUGGGGAGAAAAACAGGCAAACAAACAAGAAAAGCCCUGAAGAACCAUGAAGAUCGGUAAUUGUAUUUCUUUUCUUUCACAGUAUGCAUUAGAAAAAAAAACAGCCCAUUUUCUGGAAUACUGUCCUCUUUAAAUUGGGAAUGAGCACUGCAUGGAAAUUAACCGGCUCGAAGAAUGUAAAACUUGGUCAUAAGGGAGUAACCAACAGGAACAGCAGCCACCACCGAAAGCCCCCUUGUCAGGAAGCACUGUGCAGGCCUAAGCCAGGAUUAGACUUUCCUAACUGCUGAAACAUGCAGAUUCGGCACAUUCAGACACGUUGUGCUCAGCGGAGGGGUCACCUCCUUAACGGGGGAUUGUGCCGCUGACCUGCUGCCACGGUGUGUUUGUUGGUUUGCAUUUUUUUUUUUUAAGUUAGUACUUCAUGACUCCCAGUCUCAGAGCAGGUCACUCAUACCAAGAGCCAGAGAUUUCUCUGAGAUACGGAUAACAGUGUACAGUGUACAGGACAUCUGCCUAUUCCUCCCACUAAAGUUUAAUAUACUGUUGAAUGCUUGUCCUAGCUCCUCCUGCCAUGUGUAAAUGUACAGUCAAGGGGCCUAGGAUGUUCACUGAGCUCUGCACAGCUUAGGUGCCGUCUCCAACCUCACAGUACCUAGGCUGCCUCAGCAGGACACUAUUUGCCAGUGAGUGCUGCAUUGCCAUGCUGCCCCACAGCCGUAAGGCUCAUUAACAACAUUCUUCCACACGCAAUUUAGAAAUUAAAGAUGCUUUUUUCCUAAAAGCUUUUCUGUUCCCUGGAAGCCCUGGGCCAAGUCCGGUGAGGCUGCACCUGCUGCAGCUCCGGUCCUUGGAGGAGUGAACAUGUUGCUGUGCUCUGAGGUCUCCACACACAGCCAACGCCUGCAGAGUGGCACAGUCACAGAGCAGACACCCAAAGGAGCUCCUCAGAGGAAAGUAAUAACUAAGCAUUCAUGGCAUUUCAGUCACCUUUGAAUUUUGGAAAAUUAGCACAGAUGGCUUUGAAGAAGCUCACAAAACCGACAAGGUUACAACUGGAGAAAGACCCAGACAGGUUAGGAGAUACACAGGGUACUGUGAACAGUUUGGUACGUACACUUACAUCUGCCAUUGUCUCAGAGUCAAAUAUGUUGUAACAACCCUGCAAAAAGACUACUUUAAACUGCUGUUGCCCUGAGAUGUAUUUUUUUAGAGCUGCUUGUUUUUAAGUUCUGAAAUAUUUGUGUUGUGAGAGAUGGAAAUUUUCUCAAGAGAAAAAUAGCACAGACAAAUGGAAAUGCUAACAGGGUGUGGGGGCGGGUGCUCCACCAGAAACAUGUUUCCAUUCAUACAUGGAAGUAAUUUUGGGAUGCAAAGUCAGUGCUCUCCAUAAGAGCUGGAGAAAGAAAACACCCACAAAACAAUUGUCCAGUACUGAAGCUAACACAGUACAUUUUAAUCUUCUGUUCAAUCACAAACAACCAAGGCACUUCCCCCACCCCCCCCAACCCCCACCCCUUUUUUUUUUCCUCCCAGGAUCUGUCAGAAACUUCCAGUCAACCUCAGACUUGCAAACUGCUGAAUGCACAUUGUUCUGCUGAAAUAGCAGGAACACUUAAAUCCUUGUGUGGUCAGUUAUUAAAUGCCUAGAAGUUCCAGAGCCAACGUGUUCUGGAGUUAUUGCUUAGUUUCCUGAGCCAGUAUGAAAAGAAAUGCAAAUCAAAGAUGAAGUCUCUUUACAGUAGAGGUUUCCCCCACCAAGCCUAUUUUCCCCCAUGACACCUUCCCCUACAAGCUUCAACAACUGGACCUAAAUAUGAACCCCCUGCAAAAGUCUGGGGAUAGGUUCUAAGAUCUAGGCUCAGCUCUGUUAUUUCAGUUUAUGUUUCUGUUAUUUAUAAACUGUACAUCUGCGUGUGUGCGUGCGUGUGUGUGUGUGUGUGUGUGCGUGCGCACGAACGCGUGUGUGGGUGCACAUGUGUAUGCCUGCGAGUGCAAGUGCCAGUUUGCAAGUGUGAGUACAGUGUGGCCAGGUUACCUGAUUGUGGCCUCAGACCUGGUAUCGGGCAUAGCAAUACCAGAGACAAUUCACAGAGGUGCUUGCAGCACCAGAGUAAAACAACCACUAUAUGUAAUGUUUUGUGAUCUGCUCUAUUUUCUUUUUAUUCUUGCGCUUUCUACAGUAAGAGGCUGUUCUAGUGCAAACUCGUAAAAGUGUAAACAAAACAAAAACACUCAGAUUUUUAUCUUAAUACAAGUCUUAAUUUUUUUGGUAAAUGUUUUCAGUGUUUACUGUAACGUAUCUAUCUCACUAACAGUUGUAUAUAGUAAUUUACUUCUGGUGCUGCUUAUUUGGUCAGGAUUUGGCUGUAUCUCACUGCUGUUUUGGAGAGGUGGACUCAAACUAGCAAAUUUGGAUCCAGACAUAGGUUAUGAUUUCAGCCUCCUCCCUUUUGUGAGCUGAGGGAAGGGGAGGAGAGAGAAGCCAAGUGGGAUCCAGAUUUGGGGUUGGCCCACCUCAAGCAUUCUGUUUUAGUGUUUUGUUUUUUGUUUUGUUUUUUUUAACUGUAGCAAACACUCCUGAAUAUGAGCAAAGUUUUGUGAAAAGGGGGAUGAAGUGGAAUGAACAGUAGUAUCCCAAGGUCUGCUGCAGACUGUCAGUCUCAUCAUUUUGGCCAGGGACUAUGACUUAAGUUUAGUGCCAAAAGAUUGAUGGGACAGAAAUCCUUCCCUAUGCCAACUUGUUACUACUGUGUACUCACCAGCCCCUUUUGCACCAGCUUAAGCAAAUCCUGCCCCCAUCCAAAGAGUCCUGUGCCACUCUGCAUUGUCAUUUGAGUCGGGUUGGUUUUGUUUUCCAAUUUUGCUCUUUUAAAGCACUGACUGCACUGUGAGAACAUGCUGACUCCUCUGGCCUGGCAGACAGCUUGUAGGCUUCUGCGGGAUACAGGACACGGGUUCUGCUACUACAGAUGUUCUGAAAGGAAGAAGGGACUUGGUGGACCUGAACAAGGCAUUACAGGCUCUCUUAGGAAAGCAAUCAGCAAGUAAUCACUUCUAAAGUUUAGAGGGCUCAUGGGCUUUUUUUCUGUUAUUAAUGUCCAUGAGAGGCAAUAGAAAACGUACCAAAGCCUAUUCUGUGACAAACAACAAAAGGAUUUUUUCGGUCACACCAUAAAAUGGAAUUAAUUCACUGAUUUAUUCUGCCAGGACAGCCACAAGGACUGGUUCAUGAAUAAAGUCUGCAAGGGGCUCAUUUCCCACAGCAACCCCAGGGCAAAGGUAGUAGCCCUGGAAGAAGCCUUUCUGAAGGCAGUUCCUACAGCCAGCGGUGCUCCAGCAGUUCCACCAAGGUCACUGCCCUUUCAGUAACACGUAGCUUUGCCUUGAAAGGGAAGCAGAAAAUGCAAAGGGAAGAACUGUGACACUGUCCUUGGGGUGAGCGUGGGGUUUCUUGUGCAGCACUACAUCCUUCUCUCCAUCCUACAACAACUGUUGUGUUCAACCUUUUCCUUAAAGAUUUGCAUUCAAAGCAACCUAGGCCUCAGUAACACUCUGGGCCAGUAUGGGGAUCUAACACAAGUCAGACUGCAUGGCUACCAAGAAGUUCCUUAACUGGACACAGGAAUAGGCGCUGCCCCUCUCCAAAUAGGUCUCUGACUCUUCAGGGCAAUUUCAGAGGAGACAGCUUUGCAACAAGGCUUGCAAGUGCCGUACCUGCCCUGCCCUGAGAACCAGCCAAACCCUGCCGUAACCCUGCAAAGAGACCCGUUGCCUUUUCUUCUCCUUGGGGUGAUUACACUGGGGGUAGCGGGAGGCUGAAGAGAGCGAGGAUGACAGAAGCCUGCUAACAGGCCACUCAUGGGCUUUCCAAACCAAAUCCAAUCCCAAGGAUGUUACACAACACUCAGAAACAAUCGAGCUUUGGAAAAGGGUGUCACAUUCAAGCAUAGCUAUUCACAGGUUACGUGAGCUGUGACAAUGCUGUAAAUUCAUGUGGUUCUGCAUUCGACUACGACUACCCCAAAAGUGCAGUCUCCAUGUUCACAUAUUCCUUUAUCAUACAUCACUGUGUCUUAAGAUAUACCUCUUUCUCUCUGUAUAUCUGCUUAGGCUGAUACUUGUUCCUGAUAAGCAGUCGCUAUGUUUUAUAUCCUCUUAUAAAGAAGAAAAAAAAUUUUUUUUGUAAGUAUGUUUAAAAACAAAACAAAAAAAAAUGCAAAGUGGAAGUGUUUGCUGAAUCUCAUUCAGCUCCUUUUAAACUAUGUAAUAAUGUACAGAGAAAGUUGUUGGUGUUCAAAGAAAUGAUGUGGCUGUGCAAUUUAUGUACAUUUGCAAUUAGAAAUAUUAAAGAUUUAUUUAGAUAUUUUAUAUAA